Candidozyma duobushaemuli is the source of this 2358-nucleotide messenger RNA. RefSeq lists its product as uncharacterized. Gene Ontology annotation, biological process: phospholipid transport. Bases 1 to 2358 code for a protein of 785 amino acids. Gene Ontology annotation, molecular function: lipid binding. NCBI's taxonomy places the organism in Eukaryota, Fungi, Ascomycota, Pichiomycetes, Serinales, Metschnikowiaceae. Gene Ontology annotation, cellular component: ERMES complex; endoplasmic reticulum. The record is from RefSeq and is a predicted model, not a curated record. The transcript is spliced from 2 exons.
AUGUACCUUCUAGAUCUCAUAUAUGCCUAUCUAUUGGGAGGCGUGACAUUCAUUCCGUUGCUUAUAUUGGCAUUUCUAUAUCUCCACCCAAAGAGUCCGCAGGAUAACGAAGAAGAAGGUCUCAAAGCCGGGGAGUUAGAAGAGCAAUGCCUGACCGGCUUAGAUGCCUACAAACAAGGAUGGAUUAUCGUCACUCAUGAGUUUUUGGAGUCUCCGGAUCACAUAAGCUCCUCGACCCAACUGGUUGCCGACUCUCAGGAAGGAAAGCUGGCCUAUUCCUCACUAUACAAGUUUAUCUCGUCGGUAAGUGAAUCAGAUGCUGCCUCGAUCACGCAAGCCCCAACCGUUGGUACUCCUACCAAAGGUGGCAAUAAGAAACAUCGGUACUAUGCUGUGCUUAAGCAUGGGAACCUCUUCUUGUACCGAGACGAAAGGCUCAAAGACGUCAAGCAUGUAAUUGUCCUUCUGAAUUUUUUCGUCUCAAUAUGGCCAAGGAAUAUCACCGAGGGUCAGUUGUUCACCAAGUAUUCUUCAAUUGCCUUGUUGCGUAAGGACUGGAAGCGAAAGAGAAGACUUUCGGACAACACAACUACUAUGGAUGACCUUGACUGGGAAGAUUCCGAACAAAUUACUCUACAGGAUGUUUUGAACAAAAAAUCUAACCUUCCUGCUCCACCAGGAUCUUUUUUCAUAUACACCGACUUCAAUAUCGAGAAAGAAGACUGGUAUUUCACAUUGAUCAAAGCCUCCAAAACAGGGUCCGAUACCCCUCCAGCUCUUGAUCCCAGCAUUCAGGCAAAAACGCUUCACUUUGAAACUCGUCACAUGGUGGGCUUGAUUCAGACCCUUUACAGUGCCGAGGGUCAAUUGCAUACGAAGUGGUUUAAUGCCGUAAUAAACCGUCUAUUCCUUUCGCUUCAGCAUACUGAUGCCAUGCACAAUUACCUCGUUUCCAAGAUCGAGAAAAAGCUUAACAAGAUGAAAACUCCUGGGUUUCUUGACAAAUUCCAGAUCACAAAGGUAAGAGCAGGACAUGGUGCUCCGUUCAUUACCUUCCCAGUCCUUAAAGAGAUCAAUCCCGAAGGUGAUCUUCUCGUUUCGUUGUAUGUUCAUUACUUCGGUGAGAUGUCCGUCCAGUUGGCUACAAAGGUGAACAUCAAUUUGGGCUCUCGGUUCAAACCUAGAGAAGUUGAUGUCCUCCUUUCCAUGACACUUGAGAAAUUGCAAGGUCCUAUGCUUGUGAAGAUCAAGCCACCGCCAUCAGCCAGAAUGUGGUACACGUUUGAAACUGAACCAGCCAUGAAUAUUAAAAUCGAGCCAGUCAUUAGCUCGAGGCAAAUGUCGUAUAACAUCAUCACGAAUUCUAUUGAAAAGAAGCUUAAGGAAUCUGUCAAGACCUCCAUUGUGCUUCCACAUUGGGACGACUUCACAUUCUAUAACACAGAAAAUGAAUUGGUGAGAGGAGGUGUGUGGGACAAAGAUUUCCGAAGAGAACGCACUGAGCAGACUGCAAGCGAGGAGAAGAAGGCACUGAGCUCACCACAAUCUGGAUCAUUAAGUCCUUCACGUGCCGAGGUCGAGCUGACAACUUCAGCGCUGGGGGUUUCGUUUACUUCUUCUACAAACCCUGAGGUCGACGAAUCACUAGCAGUCAAAGCAGAUCUCACUAAUGAAACUCCUGUUCAACUCAAUCUGACCAAAACACGGUUAUCUUCCACAAUCAAUGACUUAUCUAAGAGAUUAAGGAAGGCAAAGUCUACCCACACGCUUGGUGUUGAUGAAACAAACUGCCUCUCAGAUGGCUCAUUGAUGGAGCCGUCCGCUUCGGACACUCCAAGUGUAAACGGGUUGACCCUCGAUGAACAAGAAGAGCAUCUAACAACUGACCUGAAAAGCAAUACUCUUCGCAAACUUGGAAAGUGGUACUACAAAGACGACAAAAAUGGCGACAACAAGCAAUCAAACUAUCAACGUCCCGAAAUGAUUACCAACCGUCGACCAAACAGGAAGCAGUCAUCUGCGAGUCAAAUAUCCGACACUGAGAAGACUGCUACAGAGGUGCAGAGCUCGCCCCCUGGUGGUGGUUUUUCAUACGAUUUUGGUUCAGAAGUACCCGAAAAAAUCUUGGGCCACAAGUCUGUUCCCUCGCCAGGUAGGGCAACGAUCAGUAACCCAUCAAUUGGUAAUGUUGAAGCUACGAGCGAUGUUAAAGAGCGUUCGACUAGCACUCUAGAGCCCGAAAUUUCAUCGAUACUGGUUCCCAAGGAUACUGAUUUUGCAUCCACUGUGUCGAGGACCAAGUCUACCCUACAUCGCAAACCUCCACCUGAGGACCCCGUCCUUGAGGCCUCUCUUUAA